AUGAAAAGGGACAGGGUGGCUACGGCGGAGCCCAGGGGCUCGUCCUCAUCGUCGGCGGCCGCGACUGCGUCACCUCCGUCGUCCUCGUCGGCGAUGGUGGUGCCGAGGUGCCAGGUGGAGGGGUGCAACGUUGCGCUCGUGGACGCCAAGGACUAUCACCGCCGGCACAAGGUAUGCGAGAUCCACUCGAAGGCGCCCAAAGUGGUCGUCCUCGGCAUCGAGCAGCGCUUUUGCCAGCAAUGCAGCAGGUACUUCUCUCCAAACUGGCAUUCGCACUGUAUUUCGCAAGUGUCGAUCAUUAAUUACUUCAUCCUGUUAAUCUUUCCACUCAUGAGUUAAAUUCGUCUUGCGAGAAUAGCAAGGCAUCUGUUCUUUAAAGUUGCCGCAGUUGCAGAGUGAAAAGAUUGAUGUGAUCGUGAUUUGACGGCGCGGUGUUUCUUUCCUCAGAUUUCACGUGAUAUCGGAGUUCGAUGAUUCCAAGCGGAGCUGCAGGAGAAGACUGGCUGGCCACAACGAGAGGCGGCGGAAGAGCUCGGCAGAGUCCGUCAUCCGGAACCCUUCCCCACUUGGUACCAGCCCUCACUAUCCUUAUCGCACCUAG
Messenger RNA from Spirodela intermedia, 601 nucleotides. The record is from the annotation of a GenBank genome assembly. NCBI's taxonomy places the organism in Eukaryota, Viridiplantae, Streptophyta, Magnoliopsida, Alismatales, Araceae.